ACCAAAUACCCUAUCAAAUACCAAAAUAAUUUAAAAUUCCUACCAAAUAUCAUAACAUCCAUACCACAAUAUAAAAUUUUUUAAUUUUGAUCUAGUAUUCGGUAUAUCUCAUACCAUGCCCACCCCUAGUUAUCAUCACCUUGCGUGGUGGGGGUGGAGAUGGGGGUAGGGGUACUACUCACCCCCACUGGUCUGUAAAUCUGCAACUUCCUAACGUCUAUAUCUUCUCUCUAUAACAAACACUAUCAAGAGUUGCAGCAAACAAAACAAGAAAAUGCCAGCAAAGCUGCCAAAUGUCUUUUAACAGACCACCGCACUACUCAACCAACCCCGAUAGUACUCCCAUUACUCAUUUCCUUCCUAGUACUUCUUACCUAUUUUCUUCAUAAUAAUUUUUUUUUCUAUAUAUAGUAAAUCACUUUCUGUUUUUAAAGUAUCCUUAAUUCACGUGCCCUUUAUCCCCUCUCCCUCUUUCUGUUAUAACAAGAUUUGCUUUUUUAUAUGUGUAGUGUUUUGGUGAAAAAGAGGGUAAAGAAUCAAUCUUUUGAGGUUUAGUGAAAUGGGUGUUCGUUGGUUUCUUGGACUAGUCAUUUUGGGUUUUGUAAUUGGAGGAAAAGGGUAUCCAGAGGAGGAUUUAGUUAAGGCAUUGCCUGGACAACCUAAGGUGAGUUUUAGGCAAUAUGCAGGGUAUGUUGAUGUCGAUGUGAGAGCUGGGAGGAGUUUGUUUUAUUAUUUUGUUGAAGCUGAGGUGAAUCCUGAUGAUAAACCUCUCACUCUUUGGCUCAAUGGAGGCCCAGGUUGCUCAUCAGUUGGUGGUGGUGCCUUUACAGAGUUGGGACCAUUCUUUCCCACAGGUGACGGUCGAGGUCUCCGAAGAAAUUCAAAAUCAUGGAAUAAAGCAUCAAAUCUCCUCUUUGUUGAAUCUCCAGCUGGAGUAGGCUGGUCAUACUCAAAUACAAGUUCAGACUACAACACUGGUGAUGCCAAAACUACAAUGGAUAUGCAUAUAUUCAUGAUGGAAUGGGUGAAGAAAUUCCCGGCAUUCAAAUCAAGGGAACUAUAUCUCACAGGAGAGAGUUAUGCAGGGCAUUACAUUCCACAGUUAGCUAUUGCUCUUCUAGACCACAAUGAACACUCAAAAGAAUACAAGUUCAACAUUAAAGGAAUUGCAAUCGGGAAUCCACUUCUGAGACUUGAUCGUGAUGUUCCUGCAACCUAUGAAUACUUUUGGUCUCAUGGGAUGAUUUCUGAUGAAGUGGGCCUAACAAUUAUGAGUCAGUGUGACUUUGACGAUUAUACCUUUGGCAGUCCACACAAUGUUUCACAAAAAUGCAAUAAUGCCAUAUCUGAAGCAAACACCAUUGUUGGUGAAUAUAUAAAUAACUAUGACGUGAUUCUUGAUAUGUGCUAUCCUUCCAUAGUGGAACAAGAGUUGCGACUAAAGAAAAUGGCUACUAAAGUGAGUGUAGGUGUUGAUGUGUGCAUGAGCUAUGAAAGGCGCUUCUAUUUUAACCUUCCAGAGGUUCAGAAAGCCCUUCAUGCAAAUAGGACGAACUUGCCUGAUAGCUGGUCGAUGUGCAGCCAUGUUCUGAAUUACAGCGACACAGAUGGAAACAUCAAUAUUCUUCCCUUGCUCAAAAGAAUAAUCGAAAACCAUAUUCCUGUUUGGAUUUUCAGCGGAGACCAAGAUUCUGUUGUACCAUUGCUUGGCUCCAGGACCCUUGUACGCGAGCUAGCUCAUGACAUGGGGUUCAAGAUUACAGUCCCAUAUGGAGCUUGGUUUCACAAAGGGCAGGUGGGAGGUUGGCAAACUGAAUAUGGCAACUUGUUGACCUUUGCCACAGUAAGAGGUGCUGCACAUAUGGUACCAUAUGCACAACCUGCAAGGGCUUUGCAUUUGUUUAGUUCAUUUCUACGUGGCCGGAGGCUCCCAAACAACACACGUCCCUCCAUCGAUGACUAAGAAAGAGUCGUCUAAUGAGCACUUUAAAAGUUGGUUAUAGUUCUAUAGUUAGAGUGAGCAAAAAUACAUUGCAUUGGUAAUUGGCUUUGAAUUAGCAGAAGGUUUCCUAGAUUGGCAGUGUGAUAGAGAUAGGGGGAAUAUAUGUCAAGAAUUCUCUAUCUUAAAUUCCUUUGUAUGAAAUAAAGCAAGCAAGCAAAGGGGGAACAAAUUGGAGAAAAAACAAGAAUUAAAAGCCAGUAUUCUCAAAAAGUCACUCAAAUAUUGGAAUUUAUCUACUAAA
This is a messenger RNA of Capsicum annuum, 2243 nucleotides long. Its product is annotated as serine carboxypeptidase-like 42. Gene Ontology annotation, molecular function: serine-type carboxypeptidase activity. Bases 560 to 1963 code for a protein of 467 amino acids. The transcript has 10 exons. NCBI's taxonomy places the organism in Eukaryota, Viridiplantae, Streptophyta, Magnoliopsida, Solanales, Solanaceae. The record is from RefSeq and is a predicted model, not a curated record. Gene Ontology annotation, biological process: proteolysis.